CAUUCAAAAGUGACGCAAUUAGCCUUUUAGAGACGGUCAGUAGAGUUCGAGAAGAUAAUGACCUUAUGAAAUAUUUUGUCCACAAAGAAAUUAAUCUUACAGACACGUAACCGAGCGUCUUGUCCGCUCGGGUGAUGCUGUGUCUUGGCGUUAAAGUUGCGAGGUCGUCGGUUUCUUUACCAAAGCUGUGUAUCCUCUCCCUGCUACACAUGAGACUUCUUCGGUUCUGCCACUGUCCUCUGCAGUUCUGGAGGAGUCAUCUUCACAGUGGGAUCGUUCGUUUUGCUUCUGCUGGAUCAGAAUCACCUUCUUCUGCCCUGACAUCUUCUGAGCUAACUAACACAGAACAGAACCAAAAUGCCUCUGUUUGGUCCCCUGAGCAGGGUCCCCCACCUGCUCCCACCCACUGCUGCAUGAGUGGCUGCCAUAACUGUGUUUGGAUCGAGCAUGCGGAGCAGCUGCUGGCAUACUAUCACAAUGGAGGUGACCGAGCGCUCGCUGCCAUCGAGGAGAACGUCCUCGAUGAUAAUCUUAAAGCUUACCUAAAAAUGGAGGUCAGACUCCUAAAAAAGACGUGAUGCACUCCUCUUCGCAGCCUGGUUUAAACAAGCACUUUAUAACUCACCCUAUUCAGCUGUGUUACUUUCAGGUUUUCACCCUUUUUUGUGUUGAUCCAAAAAACCUAACUGCUUGAACUAUCAAGCAGUUAGUUAAAAACCUGGAUUUUUGACUGUUAAAUGACACAUGAUCAUACAGCUUUCUGACUUUACCAUAAAACAUUCACAACUGAACUCAUUAGAAUUGAUUGAAUGACACAGUCAACCUCCCAGAUUUCAGGGACACGUAAACUGUCUUGGGCUACGUUUAACCGUGGGCCCAAAUCUGACUCUUUUUUUUGCACAUAUUGGACAUCUAUCCGAUGUUUUAAUGAUAGUCUGAACAGCAAAAAAAAAUCCAACCCAGGUCACUUUCAUAUGGUAUUAAAUCAGGUACAUGUCAGAUGUUUUUCAAAGCGCCCUCUCAACGGUCACGUUGCAUUUCAUCCGACUUUUACAUCAUUGAAGUGAGACUAGCAUAAUAUUAAUUGGAGGAGGUGGAAUGUGGUAAGAUCACAUUACUUCCAUAAAUAGCAUGAUGUACAUGAUGCCAUAUCUUUUUCUGGAUAUGCAGGACACUUCAGGGCUGCAGUCUGUUUACACCGGAGUUAGAUGGUCACUGUAAAAUUAUAGUGUGAACAACACAAUAAAAAUCCAAUCACAGCAAAAAUAUCAGAAUUGAGCAUUAAGGCCUGCCAUGUGAAGGUUAGUCCUAGUUCAGGGGUGUCCACAGUUGGUCCUCGAGGGCCACAGUCAUGCAGGUUUUCAGUGUUCCUCUGCUUCAACACACCUGACUCAAAUUAAAUGGAUCCAACGGCCUAUGAAGUUCGGCAAUGUUACAUUAAUUUGAGUCAGGUGUGUUGGAGCAGGGACACACUGAAAACCUGCAGUAUUAUGGCCUCGAAGGACCACAGCUUGACACCCCUGUCAUCUUAUCCUGAUAUGUCUGUGAUCUACUCUGUAAAAGAAAAUUAUUUCUGCAAAGUUAAUUCAGUGUCCUGAAGUUAUGAAGCACAGUUACAUUUUUUAUGUACAAGUUUGAACUUUUGAACUGAAGUAUUUAAACUACAUUUUAAUGAGUUGACUGAUCGCUUGAGUUUAUAUAUUUCAAUGUUUGUUUUGAAUUUAUAUUUAAGAUUUGUCUGUUAAAUAAAUAUUCCGCCUAUUUAAAACUAAAGGACUUUCCCAUUUAUGAAAGAAAAUCUGUGUAAACCAGACAAUGCAGAAGUUAGAAUAGCUAUCAGAUCAAAAGAAAUCAAAUUAUUUUACUUCUCAGAUAUGUCUGAAAUGUGUAAAACUGAGUUAUGAAGAUUUUUCUGUUCAAAGUCCAGGUGUAAUGACAUGAAAUCAGGAACACAUAAUGUCCACUAGGGGGCACCACACGCACAGAAACCUGUUCCCCUGAUUAUUGGAGGUUUGAUUGUGUUGAUACCUGCUAGUUAUGAGGAUUUUUCCUCCAAGCUGAACCUGCUUCAUUUUAUCAAAAGGCAU
Messenger RNA from Melanotaenia boesemani (Boeseman's rainbowfish), 2087 nucleotides. RefSeq names its product oxidoreductase-like domain containing 1 (gene oxld1). The record is from RefSeq and is a predicted model, not a curated record. Gene Ontology annotation, cellular component: mitochondrion. Bases 135 to 578 code for a protein of 147 amino acids. The transcript has 2 exons. Lineage: Eukaryota; Metazoa; Chordata; Actinopteri; Atheriniformes; Melanotaeniidae.